Messenger RNA from Cercospora beticola, 1688 nucleotides. RefSeq lists its product as uncharacterized. Gene Ontology annotation, biological process: biosynthetic process. NCBI's taxonomy places the organism in Eukaryota, Fungi, Ascomycota, Dothideomycetes, Mycosphaerellales, Mycosphaerellaceae. The record is from RefSeq and is a predicted model, not a curated record. Gene Ontology annotation, molecular function: catalytic activity; pyridoxal phosphate binding.
GUGCAUCUAGAACUCUCACGAGACCCUCUCCGGCGAAGUGGAGGAGUUACCUAAGCCGAGUCUAAACUGCCCCAGACUCCGAACAUCGCUACAUAUAUCUGACUCGUCACUACUUAUAUUCUUGGCCAUCAUUGGUUACACAGUCUUCCCCAGCACAGCCAAGUUCAAUCCGGGUAACGUAGAAGUAGUUGAGACGAGCAGCCAAUAUGUCGCCUCCACAACCGUUCGGCGUGGAACAAUGGAUGGACAAGUACGAAACGAAAUGCAAGUACAACAUUGCCGAAACGUGUUGUCACAGCCUCUCAAUCAACGAGCUCGUCGAGCUCUCGGAGAACAAGGACCUCAAGCCUAGCGAUCUGAUCGACCUCUCUGAUCCCCAAACCUAUGGCGAAAUCCGCGGCAGCGCCGCUCUCCGCGAGAACCUCUCUCGACUCUACUCCGGCAAAGUAGGCACACCUCUGAGCCCCGACGGAGUCCUCAUAACCCCAGGCGCCAUCGCCGCCAACCAUCUCAUCCUCUACUCCCUCCUCAGCCCAGACGACCACGUAAUCUGCCACUACCCAACCUACCAACAACUAUACACCGUCCCCGAAUCCCUCGGCUGCACCGUCUCCCUCUGGAAAUCCGACCCAGCCAACAAAUGGCUCCCUUCAAUCGAAGACCUCCAAUCCCUCGUAGAAUCCAACCCCGCCACAAAACUGAUCAUCAUCAACAAUCCUCAAAACCCCACCGGCCAAAUUCUCCCUAAAUCCCUCCUCCACAAACUCGUCGAUUUCGCAGAAUCGAAAAAUAUCACCAUCAUGGCUGAUGAAGUCUACCGACCCAUCUUCCACGGCAUCGCACCAAUGGACACCGAAUUCCCUCCUUCUCUCCUCUCCCUUGGGUACAAGAACACAGUCGUCACCGGCUCAUUAUCCAAAGCCUACUCCCUCGCCGGCCUCCGCGUCGGCUGGAUCGCAAGUCGGAAUCAAGAGCUCAUUGAGAAAUGUGCAAGUACACGAGACUACACAACCAUCAGCGUAUCAAAACUCGAUCAAAAAGUUGCGGCAUUUGCGCUGAGUCCGGAUACAAUUCAUGCGUUACUAGGGAGAAAUAUCCAACUUGCGAAGGCGAAUGUGGAAAUCUUGGAGAAGUGGAUCAUUAAGCAUGAUGAAUAUGCGAGUUGGACGAAACCUGUUGCGGGGACGACGGCGUUUGUGAAGUUUGAGAGGGAUGGGAAGAGGAUUGAUACGAAGGCUUUUUGCGAGGAUGUGCAAGAGAAGACGGGUGUGAUGCUUUUGCCUGGGGAUCUGUUUGGGGAGGAAUUUAAGGGGUAUGUGAGGUUUGGGUAUGUGUGUGCCACGCAGGUGUUGAAAGAUGGGUUGGAUGCGUUGAGGGUAUACAUGAGGAAGGAGUUUGACGAUGUGCCGUUGUUGGAGUAGAGUUGAUUUCUGGUCGUAUCUGAAGCUAUUGAGCGGAGACGGAGAUGCUCUGCAGCUUUCAGGAUUCUAUGCUGCAUACGGCAGCGCGAAUGAAGUUCAUGUCAAUCUGUAUCUCGCGCCGCACUCACGUCCCGCUCUGCAGGCUGUUGCUGUUGCGGUCCUGUAUCCAUCGUUCCACCUUCUUCAUCAACCGGAGCUCAAGAGAGCGAACCUAGGAAGGGGCGUAUUGUUAGCAGGAGCGGUACUCAUAGAUCCACGAAUACCCAC